Molecule: messenger RNA, 567 nt
Organism: Rhineura floridana
Lineage: Eukaryota; Metazoa; Chordata; Lepidosauria; Squamata; Rhineuridae
Product: mpv17-like protein 2
Exons: 1
Coding region: 1-567 (188 amino acids)
Biological process (GO): mitochondrial ribosome assembly
Cellular component (GO): membrane; cytoplasm
Source: RefSeq, a predicted model, not a curated record
AUGCGUGCCCGGAUCAUACAACAGUUAGCUGCGUUGGCACGCUUCUAUGCCCCACUUUUUGGAGGUCGCAACCUUAUCAUUACUAAUACAGUGAGCAGCGGCUUUUUACUGGGAACUGCAGAUAUAGUUCAGCAGGCUCUGGAAAGAAGGCAAAACCCCACACGAAAGUGGGAUGUUGACCGUGCAGCUCACAUGUUUAUAACAGGUUGUAGCAUGGGGCCACUCCUACAUUACUGGUACUUCUUGGUAGACAAAAUAACUCCAAGAAAAGGACUUGAACAUUUCAAAGUUGUUGUCAUCAAGGUAAUGAUCGAUCAGAGCUUUGCUCCAUUCUUUGGAUGCUGGUAUUUCACAAUGAUGGGGCUGCUUCAAGGUCAUAGUUUGGCAGACAGUUUGAAGGAAUUUAGAGAGAAAUUCUGGGACUAUUACUUGGCAGAACUCACUUUGUGGCCUGCGGCUCAGAUGGUUAAUUUUCUGUUUCUUCCCCCUCACUAUAGAGUGCUAUUUGUGAAUGUAGUGACAUUGGGAUGGAACAUGUACCUUUCAUAUCUCAAACACAGAAAUUAA